AUGGAUUCCGGUCUACGUGGAUUAUCCGAAAGGAAUCAUUUCGCCUUGUGUGAUCACUUGGGAAGGAAAACAAAUUCUUGGCAAGGUAUUGUGAAGCAACCAUGUUUUUUGCAUAUCAAUCAUCAGCUGGAUGAAAUCGUUUUUCAGGUUGACAUCAGAAACGAGAAAGCAAGUUCAGCAUUCAAUGGUAAAGAGAACAUCAUCGUUGGACCGGCUGUACAACCUCAGAUGGUCCUCUGCCGUAAACCGAAGCCUGGAUACAAAUUUGAUUAA
Messenger RNA from Anisakis simplex (herring worm), 273 nucleotides. Lineage: Eukaryota; Metazoa; Nematoda; Chromadorea; Rhabditida; Anisakidae. The record is from the annotation of a GenBank genome assembly.